GAGGGAGGGGGGGCUCUGGAAUCUGGAGCGUGGUGAGAUGCUGUGCGGAACAGUGGUAGACACAAGCUAAGCUUCUGUCUAUAAGUCUUUCGGGAAGAUUCAGGAGGUUGCAUCGUUCGUAGCCUCCUUUAGGCGGUAGUACUAGUGGUGCGAGUCUUUGAGAGAGAGAGAGAGAGAGAGAGAGAGCAACAAGCAUCAGUUGUCGAUUUGUUGUUUUUGAUAUGUAAGGCGGUUGCCUUCGCGCCGUGCUUGAUUGUAAUUGUAAUUCAAUCUGGAGUGUGAGAUAUAUAUAUAUAUAUAUAUAUAGCGAGAGGGAGAGAGAAAGAGAGAGAGAGGGAGAGAGAAAGAGAGAGAGAGGGAGAGAGAGAGAUGGCUUGUGUAUGAGGGCCAUGCGAGGAGGAGGCUGUGUUUGUUGCCCGAAGAGAUGGGAUGGUUUAUGUGUAGUGCAGGGGUUGGAUGUGAAGCACCUGUUUGAAGGAGUCUGCGAGAGUUUGAAAUUCGGAUUCAGAGUGCGGCGAUCGAUGGUGCAACGUUGUUAGCAGUGAUUGUUUUCGCCAACAGAACUGACAUCAUUUGGAUUUUUUUUACGCGUGGAUGUGCCCUCUUUUUAAAAAAUUUCCGCGUGGAAAAGAGACGGGGGUUUGUAAUGGAGGCAGGCUGUGGUCAUCACCCCUAGUAUAGCCUGUCAAGAGAGUUCAAAUUCGGUAAUAUGAAGAGGGGGUCGAGACUACCGGAUAUGGCGUGUACAGGGCGGCAAAGAAAUGAUCUUAUCCUAGUUGCAAUUGUUUGCUUGUUUUUUAUGGUGAUAUUCAUCCCACCAUAUCUCCAAAUGAACUCACUUCCGGACAUUGAUUCUCCUGUCGAGAAGCUAGAAGAUGAUGAUGAUGCUGUCUUCACUUCUCAUAGACGUCGUAACCAAGAGCAGAUUUCAGUUGUCACUGACAGUGGUCAGAGACGGACAGUUAUGCCAUCUUCGACUGGUGCGGAGGACGUAACGAAUGCACCGUCUAAAGAUUCACAGGAUUCGGACAAGAAAUCAUCAAGCUACUCGAAAAAAACCACUCUAGAAGCCAAUAGUAAGGAGGAACGCCGUAGUCCGGGGAAUACCACAGGCGACAUUGUUUCUCUGGAUGAUGUGAUAGAUCGUGCCUGGUCUGCUGGUGCCAAAGCGUGGGAAGAACUGGAAACUGCGUUAAGAAAUGGAGAAGGUGUCUCAAAGAAUGUCAGUAAUGCCACUGCAAAUGCUGAUCCGUGUCCAGCAUCACUCUCUGCAGCAGGGAAAAAGUUAGACGAAUUGGGUAAAGUCUUCCCCUUGCCCUGUGGUCUAAUGUUUGGGUCAGCCAUUACUCUGAUUGGAAAGCCUCGAGAGGCUCACAUGGAGUACAAACCGCCAAUCGCCAGAGUUGGGGAAGGCGUCUCUCCAUAUGUCAUGGUUUCCCAGUUCUUAGUAGAGUUACAAGGCUUAAAGGUGGUGAAAGGUGAAGAUCCUCCUCGAAUUCUACACUUGAAUCCUCGACUUCGUGGUGAUUGGAGCUGGAAACCCAUCAUUGAGCACAACACUUGUUAUCGGAACCAGUGGGGUCCUGCCCACCGAUGCGAGGGUUGGCAAGUGCCUGAAUACGAAGAAACUGUUGACGGUCUUCCCAAGUGCGAGAAGUGGCUUCGAGAUGAUGGCAAGAAACCUGCUUCAACGCAAAAAUCUUGGUGGCUUGGAAGAUUAGUUGGUCGUUCUGACAAGGAGACGCUUGAAUGGGAGUACCCAUUAUCUGAGGGUCGGGAGUUCGUUCUCACCAUUCGAGCAGGUGUUGAAGGGUUUCAUGUGACUAUCGAUGGUCGUCACAUCAGCUCGUUUCCUUAUCGUGUGGGUUACGCUGUGGAAGAAACAACGGGGAUAUUAGUAGCAGGAGACGUUGAUGUGAUGUCUAUCACAGUGACAUCCCUACCCUUAACACAUCCUAGCUACUACCCUGAGUUAGUUUUGGAAUCGGGGGACAUUUGGAAGGCACCACCUGUCCCAGCUACCAAGAUAGAUUUAUUUAUUGGGAUCAUGUCCAGCAGUAACCAUUUUGCAGAACGGAUGGCAGUAAGGAAGACGUGGUUUCAAUCUAAAGCUAUUCAAUCUUCGCAGGCCGUGGCUCGCUUCUUUGUAGCUCUGCAUGCAAACAAGGAUAUCAAUAUGCAGUUGAAGAAGGAGGCAGACUAUUAUGGCGAUAUUAUAAUCCUGCCUUUCAUCGACAGAUAUGAUAUAGUGGUUCUCAAGACCGUUGAAAUUUGCAAGUUUGGGGUCCAGAAUGUCACAGCUAAGUAUAUUAUGAAGUGUGACGAUGACACUUUUGUGAGGAUUGAUAGCGUUCUCGAAGAGAUUCGAACUACUUCAAUAUCACAAGGCCUUUACAUGGGUAGCAUGAAUGAGUUUCACAGGCCUCUUCGUUCUGGAAAGUGGGCCGUGACUGCCGAGGAAUGGCCUGAGCGAAUUUACCCAAUAUAUGCUAAUGGACCAGGAUAUAUCCUGUCAGAGGAUAUUGUGCAUUUCAUUGUGGAGAUGAAUGAGAGAGGCAGUUUGCAGUUAUUUAAGAUGGAGGACGUCAGUGUUGGAAUAUGGGUACGCGAAUAUGCGAAGCAAGUGAAGCACGUUCAAUACGAACAUAGCAUACGGUUUGCUCAAGCCGGUUGUAUACCGAAAUACUUGACAGCUCAUUACCAAUCGCCGCGUCAAAUGCUGUGUCUGUGGGACAAGGUACUUGCUCAUGACGAUGGGAAAUGCUGCAACUUGUGAGGAAAAUACAUACAAUGAAUGUGUUCAACGGUCUUUACCAGACAGAAUUACUUUGGGUCGGGAACCAGAUAUAGCAGACAGCUCACAUUCAAUUCAGCCGUGUUGAUCCAGAGGGGUAAUUGAUAGUUUCCUUGUCCCCUACCCUCUCUAGAGGUGGAGAUCUUACAACUUAAUCAAAUGAUCCUCUGCAAUGUCACUUGUCACAAUACUUAGUAUAGCUCAAAAUUGGCCACGGAUAUUCAGGAAUGUUCAUCUUGUAAGGUCGCAGCUUGUGAGUAAAUGGUUGGGUGGUGUCGAUGGCAUGGUUGCUUAUCAAUCCCUCUUAGCAUCAGUGAUCGUCAGAAUCAGUGUUUUCGACACUCCCCGGUGGAGUAUUUUUUCGAUUCUCUUGAUUCCACUCAAGUGGUACUAGCUUAUAUUUAGUGAGGCCUGGAACCCAAGUAGUUAGUUCAGUACGUCUGCCUUUUGCCGAAAUGAGUAGAGUAAUUUGUGGCAGUAGUUGGUGAAGAGACAUGGUUAGGAUUUAGUGUUCAAAAUCUGGAUUAAUCCACUUUCUUCCAUUCGAGCUUUUAGUGAAGUAAUUUUCAUUGUCA
Physcomitrium patens is the source of this 3369-nucleotide messenger RNA. RefSeq names its product hydroxyproline O-galactosyltransferase GALT6. Lineage: Eukaryota; Viridiplantae; Streptophyta; Bryopsida; Funariales; Funariaceae. Gene Ontology annotation, cellular component: Golgi membrane. Gene Ontology annotation, molecular function: hydroxyproline O-galactosyltransferase activity; carbohydrate binding. The record is from RefSeq and is a predicted model, not a curated record.